AUGAUUCCUCUUGGCUGGUCGAUCGGUGACCUCCUAAGUGCAAUAGGGGUACUGAAAAGCGUCAUUGAAGCCCUGGAUGAGAGCGCAGGUGCUAAAGCCGACUACCAAGAGCUGAUGAAGGAAAUCUAUGGCCUUGAGAGAGUUCUUAUCACCAUCAAGGAGUUGGGGCUGGAUGAUAGUCCAUUGCACCCCGAACAUGGUGUGCUCAGGCAAGCGAUCGACGAAUGUCAGUCAUGUAUCGAUAAAUUCUUGAAGCCGCUCGAGACAUACCGGUCACUCUCAUCUGGUGGAUCAUCUAGUCUUAAAGACCAAUUUCGAAAAGUGAAAUGGGCGCUGGGCCACGAAAAUGAUGUCCGCAAGUUCAGAGAAGCGUUCGGCAAAAGGAUCGCGUCUCUCAAUUUGCUCAUUGGGACAAUCAAUCUCUCUCAAUUUAUAUCAUCGAACCGCAAGGCCGAGGAAAAGGUUGAACAACAGGCCAUAUUGGCGACGGAUUUACAGAUCCGCAUGUCAGCUAACGAUGUCGAACAAACCGACCUGCUCCAGAGAAUCGAAGGUCUUCUUCAACCCUUCAAGUUGAUAGGCGCUCCACUAGCUCCAGUGUUUGUACAACGUCCUAGUAUCAUGGAUGCGAUGGAGCAGAGAUUGCUACCCGUCUCGAAAGACCAGCAGACCAUCCUAGUACUAUCAGGUAUGGGAGGAAUGGGUAAGUCUCAGAUGGCAAGAGAAUACGCGAAGAAACACCAGAAUGAAUAUACUGCCAUCUUCUGGGUCAAUGCCAAGUCUGAAAGUUCUUUGAAAAGCGACUUUGCGGGAAUAGCGCGCCGUCUCGGCUUGGAAGAGGAAGACACUGGACUACUCAGAACAGCUGAUCAAAGCAUUGCCACAGCUAUCUCAGUGGCUCGGAAAUGGUUCGACGAAGACCACAAUACUAAUUGGUUGGUGGUAUUCGACAGCAUGGACAGCCAAACGCCCUCAGACGCCAACGAUGAAGACACGGGACAGACGACUCAAAAUGAAGACAUAUUUGACUUAGCCAUCUGGCGCAGAAGCUCUCGUGAGGAGAUUGUGAGGAGAUUGGGAUGCUACCCUUUGGCGCUCAGUCAAGCCGGACGAUACAUACAAGAGACACAGAUAAGCUUUACGAAGUAUCUCGAGCUAUAUGACACUAGAUUUAAGCGGUAUUUCAACCAGAAGCUCAGCCAUAAAGAGUAUCAUCAUGGAUCCGUCAAUACGGCCCUCGGGCUGUCUUACGAAGCUUUGAAAGCAAAAGAUACUGUUGCAGCAGCACUUUUGAGCUUCUGCGGAUGCCUAGAUAACUCUGAGAUCUCGUGGGGAUUUUUCCAUGUGGCAUUCAAUCCCAAUAGCGCUCUUUCGGUCACACGUGUCGCGAAAUGCGAAUGGAUCCCAGAGCUAUCUUCCGAUUGGUUCGCAAACUUAUGUUCUGACCAGGAGAGAUACGACGAUGCAAUCGACUCAUUGAUAUCGUUGUCCUUUGUUCGACGGGAUGCUGAGUCAAACAGCGUAUCGAUUCAUCCGGUAGUUCAUCAGUGGACUCUUUCACUAUAUCCAAUCGAGACACGAAAGCACUUCUUAGAGAUGGCUGCAAAUCUGAUUAUUUGUGACUUCGUUGACGAGGGCCUUCUGGAUGCGGAGGUCUUCAAGAGGAUGAAAAACUAUGCUCUGACAAGCAAGUCUCGGAUUCACGCAGAGCGAUGUGUCUUCCUACUAGGCUGCGACCCCAGUCGAGCUGGCUGGGAUGUAUUUACAUUGAUACGCCUUGGAGCCUACCUCACCGAUCAACAGCAAUUCGACAAGGCGCAGUCUCUACUAGAAGCUGGGCGUCGCCGACUAGAUGAGCUACCAUGCUCAGAAACGGAAGUCGAGAUAUUGAAAGCAGUCAAUCUCCGCAUAGUGCUGUCACAGCGCUAUCGUGAUUUUGCCAAUGCGCAUCGUUGCUUGGAGCCUGCGGAGCAGCAGCUCAGGAGUCUCCAGUCUGCUAAAGCCGCUUUGAAAAGUUGUACUACACCUCGCACCCCCCAAUGGACUUUCUACGACCUAUGUGUCGUAAGUGCAAUUGUUGAAAUCUAUGCGCGUGAGCAGAAAGUCAUUGAAGCUACCGAGUUGUUGGAUCAAGCGGUAGGAGAACAUAGUGCGCCUGGGUUUGGGGCAGCUUCAAUGCUGAACAUAAUGUACUUGAAGUCUCGUUUUCUUUUCCAUACAAGAGAUUAUCGAGGCUCGGUUCAGACCGGUGAAGAGGUCAUCGAGGGGAUCAAUUCAUUGCUUCACAGUGAAACACUGGUAGAAGAUUCAUUUUUCCAUAACGAGAAAUCACUAAACAGCCUUCGUGCACAUGCACACUUUCUGGUAGGGGAAGCACACGACGUUGCCGGCAACCAGGAAGAGUCAGAGGUGCAUCUGUCACGAGCUCUAGUUGCCUUUGAGAAUUUAGAUUUUCACAGAGAGACUUUGUUGAACUGCGCAGACUCCUUCAACGAAAGUCAGCGAACUAGAUUACCACAUUUGUGGGAUUCUGUCCUGCGAAGUCCACAUGUUCUACGACCGUCUACUCUGCGAAGACUCAACAUUGAUCCCGGAUCUCCCAUCAGAAAUGACGAGAGAGACGAAUGGAGCACUGCGCUCAAUGCGGUUCGCACGGUCGUAAGGUACAGACCCGGAACUUUGCGAUACACUCGUCUUUUGGAAGAAUUGGCAGAAAAGCAAGUCAAGCUUGUCAACGAAAAUCAUUGA
Molecule: messenger RNA, 2748 nt
Organism: Letharia columbiana
Lineage: Eukaryota; Fungi; Ascomycota; Lecanoromycetes; Lecanorales; Parmeliaceae
Exons: 3
Coding region: 1-2748 (915 amino acids)
Molecular function (GO): ADP binding
Source: RefSeq, a predicted model, not a curated record